AUCUAGGAUUUGAUUUGCCUGGGAUUUGAUGUCCAUGUCUUGAAGCAAACGCCAUGACAAAAACGAUCCAACAACAAAAACAAACAAAUCACAGCAUUCUUUCUCUCUAUGAAUAUGUUUUUCUGGGGAGUCUUAGAUUCCAGUAGAUAGAGAUUUUUUUGUUUUGUUUUUUUUUUUUGGAUUUGGGUGGUGUGAUGAAGGAAGAUGGGAAGAGUUUUCUGAGAUCUGAGCUUUUGGUGGUUUCCCUGCUGUCUUCUUUUCGUGGGGAGGUGGUUUCUAGUUUUGUUUGGGUGGUUUUGGUUUUGGUUGGGUGGUUUUGGGGUAGGGCGGUUUUGGAGAGAGUUUGGGGAAAGAUGGCGAGCGUUUGGAGAAAAGGAUCGGAUUGGAAGAUUGGAGCAGAACAUCUCAUGACUUUCUUUUCUCAUAGCAGAGGAGGAGGCUUGCUGAGUGGCACGGUGGGCCCCACAAUUCAAGCGGACCUGACCGACAUCCGGCGCGAAGCAUCAUGUUUCCUUCCCAUCCAGGAAUUUAUGUCGAUUUUACCCUCGGUAGAUAAGCUUUUUUACGGAAUUCCAUUGCCGGAAAAGAAUCCCGAUUUAAUGGCCACCACCUCUUUAAAUCGGGGUUUCUGGCUCUCCAGAUUGUUGUCUACGGUGCCGCAGGAGGAUUCCGGCGAGGUUGUUAUGGAUUCCGGUGGCCGGGAUUUUGUCCUUUCGGCCGGUGGUGGUGGGCCUUCCUCGGCCGGGAAGAUCUUGCUUGUCGAAGAUACGGAGAUCAAUCGGAUAUUGUUGAGGAAAUUAUUCCAGGACCUUAAUUUGCUGUUGGAGGAAGCAGAGAAUGGGCAAAUCGCCGUUGAUUACUUCAAGCAAGGAAAGAAUUACGACCUCGUUCUCAUGGACAAGGAAAUGCCAGUGAUGGACGGCCACGAGGCAACACGGCAGCUGCGGUUGCUGGGAGUGAAGACACCAAUCGUUGCGUUGACGGGAAAUAGCUUACAAUCCGAUAAAGAUAUGUUCUUUCAAGCAGGAGCUGAUGAGUUUCAGACCAAGCCACUGUCAAGAGCGGAGCUGGUUCGGCUUCUUGCGAGAUAUGGUUUGGAGUGUCCACGGUAGCAAUUAUCAGAGUUUCCAUACUUCCACUCCAUUGUUGUAUAUCUCAUUCCAUGUAAAUCACUGGGUUUGUAGCUUGUUUGAAUAAUUUCAGUUUCUCUCCAUUUUCUACUGAGUUAGCACAGUUCAGCUUAAUGCAGAUAUGCUGCUGUUUUUUUUGUUGGCUAGAUUUUUGAAUAUAUGGUAGAAAAUGGAUGUUUUGAAGAUUGUAUUUUGUAGCUGAGUAUGCAUUCAGGAGAACCUCUUUUUCUUUUCUAAAUAAGAAACUCAUAUGGACCUCUA
This is a messenger RNA of Magnolia sinica, 1391 nucleotides long. RefSeq names its product probable histidine kinase 2. Lineage: Eukaryota; Viridiplantae; Streptophyta; Magnoliopsida; Magnoliales; Magnoliaceae. Gene Ontology annotation, biological process: phosphorelay signal transduction system. The transcript has 6 exons. The coding region runs from base 195 to 1112 and encodes 305 amino acids. The record is from RefSeq and is a predicted model, not a curated record.